CCCAGGCAGGGUGGGGGGCUCUGGGGACGCACCGGGUCGACGCACCUUAUCAGCGCGUGCCAGGCGGGGCCGCCCGCGGCCAGGGCAGCAUCCCAGCCUGUUAUCAGCCCAGAGUCCACAGGACGCUGCUCGGGUUAACGUGUAACCAACCACACGCUGUCCUCACCCCAAAGCCACGGCACCCGCAGACGGCCCCCGGGUGUCGCAGGCCAACAUGGACUCCAGGAGACAGCUCGGGGAGCCCGGCGUCUCGCUGCAGGCCUGCAGGUGGCUGAGCCCCUUCGGCCUGGCCUGCGCCCUCUACUUCCUCCUCUGGAUCCCCGAGAGCCAGCCGUCCUGCCUCGGUGCCCUGGUCAAGUGCCUGCCGGUGCUCAGCUUGGCGCUGUUCCUGCGGGCCCAGCCCCCCGGCCCCCGCAGCAGCCGGCUCCCGCAGGGGGCCCUGCUGUGCUCGGCCGUGGGGGACGCCUGCCUCAUCUGGCCCGACGCCUUCCUCUACGGUGUGGGUGCCUUCGCCGCGGCCCACCUGCUCUACCUCUGCCACUUGGGCUUCACGCCGCGGCGGCCACACCUGCUGCUGCCCAUCGGCCUGGUGGCCGCGCCCUACUUCGGCCUGCUGCUGCUGCAGCUGACGCCCGACAUGGUGCUGCCCCUGGCCGGCUACGCGCUGCUCCUGGCCACCUUGCUGUGGCGCGGCCUGGCGCGGGGCGGCCUGGCCGGCUGCGGCGCCCUGCUCUUCACGUUCUCGGACUGCGUGCUGGCCUGGAGCACCUUCGCCUGGCCGCUGCCCCACGCCCGCCUGCUGGUCAUGAGCACCUACUACGCCGCCCAGGCCGUCCUCGCCCUGUCCGCCGCCCACGGCGCCCGGCCCAAGGCCAGCUGACGAGGCCUGGGCGCCUCGCUUCCCGGCGGA
Messenger RNA from Condylura cristata (star-nosed mole), 910 nucleotides. RefSeq names its product transmembrane protein 86B (gene TMEM86B). The record is from RefSeq and is a predicted model, not a curated record. Gene Ontology annotation, cellular component: membrane. Lineage: Eukaryota; Metazoa; Chordata; Mammalia; Eulipotyphla; Talpidae. The coding region runs from base 215 to 880 and encodes 221 amino acids. The transcript has 3 exons.